Messenger RNA from Chrysochloris asiatica (Cape golden mole), 3670 nucleotides. RefSeq names its product trafficking protein, kinesin binding 2 (gene TRAK2). Gene Ontology annotation, cellular component: dendrite. The transcript has 15 exons. The coding region runs from base 199 to 2946 and encodes 915 amino acids. Gene Ontology annotation, molecular function: GABA receptor binding. Gene Ontology annotation, biological process: neurogenesis; anterograde axonal transport of mitochondrion. The record is from RefSeq and is a predicted model, not a curated record. NCBI's taxonomy places the organism in Eukaryota, Metazoa, Chordata, Mammalia, Afrosoricida, Chrysochloridae.
GUCAUGAUUGUUCAAGAUAUAAUGAUCAUAUGAGACUACUCCUUGCUGCAAAUGUCAUAUGACUCAUCAGAAAAAUUUGCUCAGAAGAGAAAAUCCAUAUGACCAGACCCAUUUCUUUAUUGAAUGGCUUGAUGGAUUUCCUUUACUUGGAUAGAUACCAAAGCUGUCCUUCUCAACCAAAGCAAGAAAGGAUCCUGCAUGAGUCAAUCGCAGAAUGACCUUUCUACAUCACCAAAAGGUGAAGAAAACCUCAUGAAUAUCAAUCACAGAGACUCAGAGAGCAUCACUGAUGUCUGCUCCAAUGAGGAUCUCCCUGAAGUUGAGCUGGUGAGUCUGCUAGAAGAACAGCUACCCCAGUAUAAGCUAAGAGUAGACUCUCUCUUUUUAUAUGAAAACCAAGACUGGACUCAGACCCCACACCAGCAUCAACAUGCCUCUGAUGCCCUCUCUCCAGUCCUUGCUGAAGAGACUUUCCGUUAUAUGAUUCUAGGCACAGACAGGGUGGAGCAGAUGACCAAAACUUACAAUGACAUCGACAUGGUUACACAUCUCCUGGCAGAGAGAGAUCGUGAUCUGGAACUAGCAGCUCGAAUUGGACAAGCUCUCUUAAAGCGGAACCAUGUCUUAUCUGAGCAGAAUGAAGCCCUGGAGGAGCAAUUGGGACAAGCCUUUGAUCAAGUUCAUCAGCUGCAGCAUGAGCUCUCCAAGAAAGAGGAGUUACUUCGGAUUGUUUCCAUUGCUUCUGAAGAGAGUGAAACUGACUCCAGCUGUUCUACACCUCUGCGCUUCAAUGAGUCCUUUAGCUUAUCUCAAGGUCUGCUGCAGUUGGACAUGCUGCAGGAAAAGCUUAAGGAACUGGAAGAAGAGAAUAUGGUUCUUCGAUCUAAGGCUUGUCACAUAAAGACAGAAACUAUUACCUAUGAAGAGAAGGAACAACAGCUUGUCAAUGACUGUGUUAAAGAGCUUCGUGAAACAAAUGCUCAGAUGUCUAGAAUGACUGAGGAAUUGUCAGGGAAGAGUGAUGAACUGAUUCGAUAUCAAGAAGAGAUCUCUUCACUCCUAUCUCAGAUUGUAGAUCUUCAGCACAAACUUAAAGAACAUGUGAUUGAGAAGGAAGAACUAAGACUUCACCUGCAAGCUUCCAAGGAUGCUCAAAGACAGCUAACAAUGGAGCUGCAUGAGUUACAAGACAGGAACAUGGAAUGUCUGGGAAUGCUGCAUGAAUCCCAAGAAGAAAUCAAGGAACUCCGUAGUAGAUCUGGCCCUGCUGCUCAUCUCUAUCCCUCCCAGUCAUAUGGAGAAUUUUCUGGGGAGUCUUUGGCAGCUGAGAUUGAGGGGACCAUGCGUAAAAAGUUGAGUUUGGAUGAGGAGUCUUCUCUCUUUAAACAAAAAGCCCAACAGAAACGGGUAUUUGACACCGUAAAGGUUGCCAAUGAUACACGGGGACGUUCUGUCCCAUUCCCAGCUCUGCUGCCCAUUCCAGGCUCCAACCGCUCAAGUGUCAUCAUGACAGCAAAACCUUUUGAGUCGGGUUUACAGCAGUCAGAGGACAAGACAUUUCUGAAGCAGGGCAGCAUCUCAGAGGAGGUUCCUGGGAAUGCUCAGGAGAUGGGUCAGCCAGGAACCUCUGGAGACAGUGAUUUGGCUACAGCACUGCAUCGCCUCAGUCUGCGUCGACAGAACUAUUUGAGUGAGAAGCAGUUCUUUGCCCAAGAAUGGGAACGGAAGAUCCAGGUUCUGGCUGAUGAAAAAGAAGGGACUAAUGAUUGUGACAGCCCUGCAGAGAGCCUUGCUACUCUCUGCACUGACCAGUCAGAGAUAACAGACCUCAGCAGUGCCAGUUGCCUUCGAGGUUUUAUGCCAGAAAAAUUACAGAUUGUCAAGCCCCUUGAAGGAUCACAAACUCUACAUCAUUGGCAGCAGCUUGCUCAACCAAACUUGGGAACUAUUCUUGAUCCACGACCAGGUGUCAUCACUAAAGGCUUUACCCAGUUGCCCAAGGAUGCUCUUUAUCACCUCGCAGAUUUGGAAGAGGAUGACGAGGAGGGUAUCACUUUUCAGGUUCAGCAACCUCUUCAAUUGGAACAGGAGCCUCCAGUAUCCAAGCCAGUAACAGGAAUCUUUCUCCCACCCAUUACUUCAGCCGGUGGGCUGGUUACAGUUGCAGCUUCAAACCCAGGAAAGUGUCUGUCAUGCACAAACUCGACAUUCACCUUCACCACCUGUAGGAUAUUGCAUCCUUCGGACAUCACUCAGGUCACUCCCAGCUCUGGGUUCCCGUCAUUAUCCUGUGGAAGUAGUGGAAGCAGUUCAUCAAGCACAGCAGUGAACUCUCCCGCCAUGUCCUAUAGACUCAGCAUUGGGGAAUCCAUCACCAACCGACGCGAUGCUACCAUAACCUUUAGUAGCACCAUGAGCUUGGCCAAACUUCUCCAAGAGCGAGGCAUCUCUGCUAAAGUAUACCAUAGCCCAGUUUCAGAGAACCCCAUGCUCCAAACUCCCCCCAAAUCCCUGGUUAUUCCUUCCACUCCGCCAAAUUCACCUUCUCACUCACCUUGUCCUUCUCCUUUGCCUUUUGAGCCUCGAGCGCAUGUCUCUGAAAAUUUUUUGGCCUCUCGACCAGCAGAAACAUUCCUUCAGGAGAUGUAUGGCUUGAGACCAUCCCGGAACUCUCCUGACGUUGGCCAAUUGAAGAUGAAUUUAGUGGACAGGCUGAAGAGACUGGGCAUAGCCAGAGUCAUCAAGACCCCUGGUGCCCAGGGAAAUGGAAGAAGCCAAGAGGCAGAAAUUGAUCUUCAAAAACCAGACUCUCCUGUUUAUUUAAAUUCGGGUAGCAAUUUAUUAGGUGGCCUGAGGAGGAAUCAGAGUCUUCCAGUCAUUUUGAGUAGCUUUGGAACUCCGAUUUGCACAUCAUCACCUAAAAUGGGUAUCUUGAAGGAGGACUGAGGCUCAGUAGUUAACUGACCUCUUGUGCAGAUUAGCAUAUAAAGGACAGGCGUGCACUGGCACGGAUGGUCUGGUCUGAUUUGAGAGUAAAGGAAUGUUGUGGAAGGGUUGUGAAUGUGAAAAGAGGGAAGUGGAGAGAUGGAAACAGAAUUGAAAUGAGGCCCUAAUGGACCAGGUCUGGUCAAUUAAAGUUUUAAGUGACAGGACUAUGUGUAUUUGGAGGCAGAACAGAAAGAAAAGUUUAAUACACUCCUUCAGUUAGAUUUUCUUUUCUUGAAGAUAAAAAAUAAUUUCUGUAGUACUGCAACAUACCAGAAAUACUAAACUUGCUAGCACGUGUGCUUCAGGUAAUUCCAAGUGGGGAGAGCCCAAGUUACUGAGAGCUGGCAAAAGGAGGAGCAGUGUUGACUUGCUUAAAGAAAACCAUUAGGAAAGAUUGGUGGAAUGAACUCAGUCUUUUGCUGAGAUAAUAGUGAGAUGGCAUGUAUCAUUUCCUGAAUUGGUGUCAGGUUAAAUAAUGCAUCUGUCAGAUGGUAUGUUCAUAGCAUUAGCCAAACAAGAACUUUUACUUUUUUGCUAAGAUCAGAAAUGGGAACUCCCUAGUUCCUUCUUUUUAAGGCCUUUCAGCCACUAGAAGCACAAAUACUACCCAAAUUCCUUUUGUGUUUGCAAUUAAGGAAGGCAUCUGGCUGUUGGUUUUUUAAAAUUUGUGUUUCUAUACAAC